Molecule: messenger RNA, 7355 nt
Organism: Pomacea canaliculata
Lineage: Eukaryota; Metazoa; Mollusca; Gastropoda; Architaenioglossa; Ampullariidae
Product: myotubularin-related protein 4-like
Exons: 15
Coding region: 224-3889 (1221 amino acids)
Biological process (GO): regulation of autophagy; dephosphorylation
Molecular function (GO): protein phosphatase binding; metal ion binding; phosphatidylinositol-3,5-bisphosphate 3-phosphatase activity
Source: RefSeq, a predicted model, not a curated record
CGCCCUCCCAUGACGUCACAGUCACUGUUGACAUUCUGUUCGCCGCCAUUUUGUGUCUGAACCGGAAAAGACGACAAGUUGCAGAAUGGACACCGCGUCUGUCCUCACGGCUCAGUCUUGUCCGCAUCUGUAAGCGCCACACAAAUAGCCUUUACAUUUAGGACUCCUGCGGUACACGUAGCCAGAGAUCUGGUAUUGUGACAGAAAGUAUUCUAUCUACUUGAUGGCCAUGGGCUCAGAAGAACCAUUGAGCAUAGAUGUUGUGAGGAGGUCAGAUCUCUUUCCUCCAGUUAUCCUGGUGUCAGAUGACCCAAAUCUUCAAGUGCCAUUUCCAUGUCUGGUUGGAGAGCAGCCACGCUACAUUGGCCGUUCAGCAGAAGGAGUGAUAACCAUCACCAACUUCCGUAUAAAUGUGUGCCAGCGCAAGUCUUUUGUCAACAUUCCCCUAAGAUUGGUGGAGUCAGUGGAGAUCCGAGACAUCUUUUAUUUGGUGCUCUUUUGUAAAGAUGCUACAACAGUCAGGUGCUUAUUCUCCACCAAUGAAGACUGCCAACAGUGGUAUAAACGAGUUAUAGAGACGACAGCAACCCCUAAAGACCUUGGUGCUAUCUUUGCUUUUGUCUUCUAUGCCAAGAGCUGUGAGCACCCUGCAUUAGUGUCUCCCACACAAGAAAGCAGCAGUGCCUCAGAGAGUGCAGCCCAGCUAUGUGCACCAUUGGAUGAAUCACAAGCGUAUUCCUUUGGUAAAGAUGUGGAGCGAAUGAAAUUUGACAUAAGCAACAAGAAAGCAUGGCGAAUAUUACAGAUCAAUGACAACUAUAGUGUCUGUCGAUCAUAUCCACGACUGCACAUUGUUCCUCAGUGCAUCUCAGAUGAAACAAUGAAAAAUGUAGCCAGCUUUCGUUCCAGCAAUCGCUUUCCUUCCAUCGUUUGGAGAGACCAGCGUAAUGGAGCAGUUAUUGUGCGCUGCAGCCAACCAGAGCUUGGGUGGCUGGGAUGGAGAAAUUAUGAAGAUGAAGCUCUGUGCCGUAGCAUUCCAGAGACUUGUGCCAGAGACCCAGGUACCCUGGGAUUGGAAGAAAAGCGAGAUAAUAACAGGCCUGUGGGCGUGCCGAAGAUGUUGCUGAUAGACUGUCGGUCAUACAGUGCUGCCAUUGCCAAUAGAGCAAAAGGAGGGGGCUGUGAGAGCAGUGACUACUACACCAAUUGUGACAUUCAGUUUAUGAAUCUGCCAAAUAUACACACCAUUCGCAAGAGCUUCCAGUCCCUAAGGAUUUUGUGCAGCACAUACCCUGACCACGCUAACUGGCUGUCCGGUUUAGAAGCCUGCAAGUGGCUGCAGUAUGUUGGCGCCAUUAUUCGUGUCACACUGACUGUGGUCACAGCUAUAGAUGUGGAAGCAAAACCAGUUCUGAUUCAUUGCUCAGAUGGCUGGGACCGAACCCCACAAGUCUCUGCUCUGGCACAAUUGCUCCUAGACCCAUUCUAUCGCACCAUACAGGGGUUCCAGUGGCUUGUAGAAAGGGAGUGGCUGGCCUUUGGUCACAAAUUUGCAGAUCGCUGUGGCCAUACAGUUGCAGCAGAUGAUCCCAAUGAGAGGGCACCAGUGUUCCUGCAGUGGCUUGACUGCGUUUUCCAAGUGACACAGCAGUUUCCAUGUGCAUUCCAGUUCAAUGAAGCAUUUCUGGUAAAACUGGUACAGCACAGCCACUCCUGUCUCUUUGGCACUUUCUUGUUCAACACUAUUUGUGAGCAAGAAUGUGAGACAUCAACCAACCCUACUGCUUCUGUGUGGUCCUUGCUGCAUCCCAGGAACCCCAAGUUUCUCAACCCAUUGUAUUGUCCUACCCAGGACAAACAUGUGCUGUAUCCAGAGUAUGGGAUGCAUCGCUUGCAGUUGUGGUCUUCAGUUUACCUGUCUAGCAACUCUCUUCAGACAUCAACUGCAGAUGACUUUGGUGCUACCCUGGAACAGGUGCAGACACCAGAUAAAGAAACUACUCUUCCCAGGACAAGGUCAUGUGAGAUCCUGAAUCUAGCUGCUUGUGCGUCGGACCCUACCUCUGCUCUUGGUCGGCGACUUAGUGACCCCAACGUAGCUUGUGGAGAGCACCUGGCCCUUCUCAACAAGGAAGUUGACUCUAGUGAGACUAAGUACCUAGAUGACAUCAGUCCUCUCAGCAAUGAUUUAGACAACACCAAGAAGACAGACAACUCUGAGCAAGGUUAUACUGUUGACUGUAGUACUGCUAGUGCUGAUAACACUGAACUGUCCAGAUCCUCCAGUACAGCAGAUGUCAGUGAUGUCAUAAGUGCCCCACUUCCAGAAGUAUUGGAUGUGGCCCAGAAAAUGAAUGGCCUAGCAUGGGGUUUUCCGCUGCUAGCAGAAAGGGAAGUCAGCAGGGAAGACAUGAUAGCUGACCAUGAUGCAGAGUGUGACAGCAGUAUGUGUAAAGAUGAGAAACUCCAUAAGCUGUACUUUGGCAGUUGUGUUUUCAAUGGUGAUCCAGAAAAACUUAGUCAUUUAGCAUGCCAAGGUGAGGCUUGUGGCAACGUACAAGAGACACUGGAUCCGCUAGCAGAACAAGAUAACAUUUAUAACAGUGUGCCUGGACUGAGUGCUGAAGCCAGUAGCGAGAACAUAGCCAUAGAGGGACCAGAGCUGCAUGAAAAUGUAGCAGACACAGCUGAUGUUGCAGAGAUUUUACCUGCAGCAAUCACUGACUGCUUAGCGGAUGGUUUACCAGCAGCUACCUCCAACCGCUCAGUGGAGAGUUCCACAGAUACACUGACAGGAGAGGUUAUGGAGGAUGUCAUUGUUUUGAAGACAAGACUGUGCCAUAAGGAUAAUCUGUUCUGCAUGAAUCAGAAUGGCCUUUUGUUGCUGAAAGAAGCUGAUUCUGAGAAGGAGCAGGGUUUAAGGGAGGCUAGGAGAGGGGUGCAAGGAAAAGUAGACUUCAGCCUACCAUCUCUACCACUGCAGGAGCAGAAGGUAGAAAUGGGCUUGCAGGCACUUCACUUGCUGCAACAGAAGAGCAGUAGCAUGAGCACAAGCACAACGGACAUCAGUGACUCAUCCAUCAGCUCUGCUGUCUGUCCAGCUUCUGGUUUGGGCCUUCACGUACGUCUCAGCUGUAGUGGAGGAGUUUGCGGAAUGGGUGUGGCUGGGAAACACACUCCAACCUCCUCAGAGGUUUCUCUCUCCGGGAGUUCUUUAGGACCCACACCUGUCAACUCAUGCACACCCACAUCUACAUCCUCCCCCAUGGCAGUUACUGACAGUAAGGAGUCACCACUGUGUUGGCAGUUAAAUGGUAUUGGUCGACAUCUGGAUUGUGAUGGAUUGACGCGGUUUGUGGAUCCCAUCAUAGAACGUGUGCAACAAAUGGAAAUGGCAUACCAGCAGCGCAUUGCUGACCUUGAGAUGCAGCUAGGUGUCAUGAGACAGAACCUCUUGCAACUUGCACCUUGCUGUAAUGGUGCUGGGCGUGCCAUCAUAGAUCCGUCAGAUCUCCAGGGAUUUCUACAUGAGUCACCUGAUGGUGGAGAAAUGUCAUCUCUGGGCACCGUCAGCAACCCAGCAUCGGAUGUCAGCUGGGAACAAGUUGAUGAGCGUGACAGCAAGAUUACACUGUGGGUCCCUGACCAUGUGGUAACACACUGUGCAUCUUGUGAUUGUCCUUUCUGGCUGGGUCGCCGCAAACAUCACUGCAGGAAUUGCGGAAAGGUUUACUGUGGCCCCUGUUCCAACUACUUUGCCCCAGUACCAGCUCAGCAUUUGGUGGAACCUGUUCGUUUGUGUCAUAGAUGUUAUGGUUCUCUGCACCACCAAGGACCAGGGGCAGCCUCUGAUGACAGUCGCAUCGCAGCCAUAGUGGUGGCCGAAUAAUGAAUCCAGCACUGAAAUUUUUAGUGUUUUCUAAGUUUACAACUAGUUGCAUUAUGAUUACAGUCACCUGGGCAAGUGUGGUGAUGGUUACUGUCAUGAGUUUACUGACACAGUUACUGUUUAUUAGUGUAACAAUGCUUGUAUGUGGAAGUUUCAGAUUUAUUGGUCACUCUCCAGUGUCAAGUGUAGGGAACUGUAAUCAUCAUCUGUAUGUUGACAGUAAAUGCCAGUCUGUGCAGCUACAGUAGUGGUAACAGAAUUUGUUUGCAAGAAAAAGAUGGUUUUACGGUGCACUUUAGCUGUACCAACUGAAAUUCUCGGUGGGCGGCUGGUUGACUACGUUCAGCACAAGAGUCAGUAAGAGGCAAAGCACUGUUGCAGCUGCCUUGAUGAGGAGCCUACAUUGCCAAUGUGAAAUGCAGACCCAUCAUUUGAUCCCACUGUAACUAGCACAAGUCUGCUGAUCUGUGCACUGGACUCUGGUGAUAUCCAUCAGUUUGUACUUGGUCAUCAUGAGACCUCUUACUUUCAAGUAUUUAGCUGAUGAAGUUUGGUUUAGAGUGCUUGCAUGAACAGUAGAGCUGGCACUCUUGUCAGGACAGGCACUGCUGGCAACUCCUAGAAAGGACGUGCAGCCUUCGUCAGUGCUGUCAAAAUCCUUGAGGCUACCUUCUGUGUUUUUUCUUUCAAUGGCUGUUACUGAAACUAUAACAAGAGACAGCCUAGACCAUGUGGACCAUUUAAAGUGAAUUGCUGUGCUACUGUUGUGCUUCACAUUAACUACUGUGCAUUUGUUGCUGCUGUAUAGGAUUUGCACAUAGUAUGAACGUGUCAUACACAGUAGAAUCCAUACUUUAAAAUCAGUUUCCCAAUGACAAAUAAUCAACAACAAAAUUCCAUGUGUGUUGACCACAAAAUUCAAAUAUGUAUACUACGAAUGUUGCAGACUGGAGAAAUGAGAUGGAUAAAAUAAAGCCAAAUCUGUAUUAUUGAGACAUCUUUUUGAGAGCAUGAACAAAAAAAAUUACAUUAAUUAGGAAGACUUUCAUAGUCCAGCAAUCUGUCAUUUAGGUUAGCUUGCUGAAAAUGUUGCUGCAUAUUCCACACAGGGUGCUGGAAAUGUUGAGCGGGCAGGGACAAUUGUUACUUCAUGACACUGACUGAGACUUGAAUGUUCAUCCUCAUAUAGCUGAUGGAUAAUGCUGGACUGCCUUCAAAACUGACAGCAUGACAGACUUGUGUAUCAGCUCACUUAUUCAGACUCCUCUUCCUCACAGAUAAUUGGACUGUCUUCAAUGCUGACGGCAUGAUAGACUUGUAUAUCAGACUGCCUCCAACAGUGACAGCAGGAGACACUGUGGACCAUAAAACUGAGAGACAGGCAGGGGAGAAAAAUCCAAUAGCUUAUAAACAUCCUUUUAAUAGACAAAGACGGACCCCCCAAAAUUUCAUUAUCAUGUGGGACAAUUUCCUACAUGCUAACUGCAUAGGAUAAUUUCCUACAUGUUGACUGAUGAGACAAUAUCACACAUGUUGACUUCAUGGGAUAAUUUCAGCAAGUUCACUGACCAUGACCUACAUUUUCACUGAUUCAUGCUGCAAACUCUGUGGACUGUUUCUAUAGAACAGAUUUUUGGAGAAGAAAACAGUAAAGAUUGUGACAAGGCUUGUGUGUUCACCAUGUCAGAUUUUGUGAUGUAGUUUGUAGCAUGUGCAAGCGAACAUUUCAUCCUUUGUUUUUCAUCAAUGUGCCUGAUACCUAGCAACAUAUUUUGAUGCAGUGAGAUUACCUCUGGGAAUCUGGCAUAUGAAAAAUGAUGUUUGUUAAUGAGGGAGCUUCAUUGACCUGUGUAUUUACCUUUGUAUUGACCUGUAUAUUACCUGUGGGAAACAUAAGAGAAAUGAGCUUUACCGUUACCUGUUGAAAUAGGUUGAUAAACACUGCUUUAUUACCGAAGAGGGUGACUGGACUGUAUGUGCUGAGCAAAGUAAACCCAUGCUUUGCCUUCAGGAUCAAGGUUAAGAUGAAGCUUUCAGCAGUGCUAGGGUGUAGAUGAAUUGUGUGAUGUGAAUUUGAAAGCGCUCUUGUCAAGGAGGGUCAUUCGUUUGUAGACAAAGGGUGCUAGAGAUGAACAAGUGUAAGUUUACUUCAUGUAGCUGUUUGGGUUAUUACCAACAGCAAGAAGCAUAUUGCACAGCAUGCAUUUGUAAAUGUAUGUAAUUUUUUUUUUCUUUUCCUUGUCCUGUAUUGCAUUCUUUUAUUCUCUGUUUGGUCCAUUUUCUUCUUGCUGUCAGUUGCAUCACACCCUAACCAGUGCAGCAGCUUCGUUCUAUCAGCCUAUUAGCACAGCUGUUUAUUGCCUUGUGCAGUGGUCUCUUGGUAGCUCUCUCGAUUUGUUAGCAUAACUAUUUAUUACUUUAAAACUGCCUCAUUACUCAGAGUAGUAAUUUUGUCACCCUCACGCCUUGGGCUAAACAUAGCUUCACAUUACCUUUCAUUAGAGACUCAAAGUAUCACCAUUUCUGUCACUUAACACAUCAGAGCUUCAUGCUACCUGCUCAGCCAGAUCACAUUAAAUUCAGCCUGAUGUGGAUCAUGAUAGAUCUGCUGCCAUUACCAUCGGAAUCCAUGGUUAUGCACAGUAGGGUCUGUAGCAAACUUAGAUGACAGUAUGUAUAUGCUGAAUACCUAGGGCACAUCUAACCUCAAGGUGCCUCAUCUGUCAAGUCUGUCUCUUGUUGCAUUGAUUCUUUAACAGUUAUUAAACUAGUUAUUAACCCUUAACCCAACAUCUGAUGUGCAUUUUCAGUAUUUUCUUACUUUGUUCUUUAGGCUGUUAAAAUGUUCAUAUAUGCACAGUUUUGGAGAGAAAAUGUGUCAGCAAUUCAUACUUUGUAGUUAACUGUCAUUUUUUUUUUAAGUUAUGAAUUCUGUCUCAUUUAGUCAGAGGUGAUGCCAACUGUGCAGGUGUGAGGAAGGCAGAAUAUUAGCCUGUUUGGCGUAAAUGAGCACUGUCUACAGGAAUAGCAUCAGACUGUGGUCAGAGAUAGACAUUAAAGAUUCAAGUUGCAAGCAGCAUGCUUCCUGCUUGCUUUGUGCACCAGACUGGGUGACAGUACUAGCUGCAUGCAUGACCUGAGGAACUAAGGGUGGGACAUGAUGAAUUUUCUUGUCAAAAGUGCUUUGUCCAGUGUCACUGUAACUUUAGCAAAUAGCAUACUUCUGUUGUUGGGGGAAAAGGUAAACAAAUAAGUCAUGUGAUAGCAGAGCUCCCAUCACCACAAACUGCCAUGUUUGAUAACCCAGUAGCAUCAUGCAGUUUGACAUUUAUAAAAAAAAUGUCAUGGCUUCUCUGUUUAUGCUAGUUGAGAGGGGAAAUAAUUUUUUGUGGUGUGUGUGAUGGGCUAACUGAUGAGCAGUUAAUGCAAUAAAACUGAUAGCCAUCUAUUCUGUUGGCUGACAGAG